UGUCCCACCAUGGCCUUCAGCCAGCUGAAAUUCAAGGAAUUGGGCGAGGAGGAGCCCACCUGGGAGGAGGAGAACCUGGACAGCGUGAAGGCGCUGACGGCCAAGCUGAAGCUGCAGACCCGCAGACCCUCGUACCUGGAGUGGGAAGCUCGGGUGAGGGGGCAGCGCUGGGGGGCUCGGACCCCCGGGGGCAGCCGGGGGACAGAGCAGAGCCCCGGGCAGCCCAAGGAGCAGCAGGAUGGUGGCGUUUGUGGCUUUGCCACCAUGGAGGAGGCUCUGGAGUGGCUCAGGAUGGAGCUGAGGGAGAUGCAGGCUCUGGACCAGCGGCUGGCGCAGCAGCUGAUGCGGCUGCGGGCGCGGCUGCACAGGCUGAAGGUGGAGCAGGCCUGCCACCAGCACAAGGAGAUGCUGGACGACGCCACCUUCGGCCUCGAGGGCUGCGAGGAAGACUCGGAUCUGCUCUGCACCAUCCCCCCCAAGGCCGCCUUCCUGCUCUCCACACCGCUCAAGCACAUCGGCGUCACCCGCAUGAACAUCAACUCCCGGCGCUUCUCCCUCUGCUGAGCCGCCCCCGGAGGCUGCGGGGGAGCCUCGAGGGAGUUUUGGGGCUCAAAGAUCCCUCCCCAAAUCUCUCAGCACUCGGGGCGAUGCCACGGCUGGCACGGGAAUGUCACCAUCCCCAGGGGACAUCGGGCGUUUUGGGGCCUGGCCCUGAGGGCGGUGGGGUCAAGCCCGGUUG
Molecule: messenger RNA, 739 nt
Organism: Pseudopodoces humilis (Tibetan ground-tit)
Lineage: Eukaryota; Metazoa; Chordata; Aves; Passeriformes; Paridae
Gene: FAM167B
Product: family with sequence similarity 167 member B
Source: RefSeq, a predicted model, not a curated record